UGAAACGCGUGGGAGGUGUGGGAGGUCACACACUGGACCAGCGGAAUUAUUACGACAGCGCCACUGCCUGUCGCUACCUCUGGCCCAGAUAUAUAAGCAGGGCCAGUGCUGACGAGGGCAGCACUCGACGCCCAGCACCUCAACAUGAAGCUUGUGAUCAUCGCCGCCCUCGUCGCCGUGGCCUUCGCCGCCCCUGACAGAACCUAUGGCACCCCUGACUCCGGAUCCAGCGAGGAGGCAGAGAUCCUGCAGCACGACUUUGUUCUUGAGGAGGACGGCAGGUACAACCUGGACGUGAAGACCAGCAACGGUAUCUCUGUGGCCCAGCACGGCAGCCCCGACGGCCCCGAGGGCGCCGUGGUCAAGAGUGGAGUGUUCUCCUACACCGCCCCUGACGGCACCCCUGUUGAGGUGAAGUUCGUCGCCAACGAGCACGGCUACCAGCCUGAGUCUGACCUGCUGCCCGUGGCACCAGAGUUCCCCCACCCCAUCCCCGAUUUCGUGCUGGCCCAGAUCGCUAAGGCCGCCGAGGAGGACCGCAACCGCUCUCCCGAGGACAGAUACACCUAUGCCUAAACACCUUCCAUUACCUGAACGUCACAGACUGAGAAAGCAUUACUCCUGAAAUGACCACUUGAAACAUGCAAUACCAUGAAAAAUGAGUGACACCCAUGAGCAGCUCGAGUCGCGUCACUUGGGUCUCAGUGAAGUGUGAUGUGCGUUGUUUGUAUAGAUAUUUUUUUUUCUUAUUUAUUUGUCUGAAAUAAAGUUAUAUAUCAAAA
Messenger RNA from Portunus trituberculatus (swimming crab), 782 nucleotides. RefSeq names its product cuticle protein AM1159-like. The record is from RefSeq and is a predicted model, not a curated record. Gene Ontology annotation, molecular function: structural constituent of chitin-based larval cuticle. Lineage: Eukaryota; Metazoa; Arthropoda; Malacostraca; Decapoda; Portunidae. Gene Ontology annotation, cellular component: chitin-based extracellular matrix. The transcript has 3 exons. The coding region runs from base 145 to 576 and encodes 143 amino acids.